This is a messenger RNA of Drosophila simulans, 757 nucleotides long. It is a transcript of the gene VhaPPA1-2, whose product is annotated as V-type proton ATPase 21 kDa proteolipid subunit. Gene Ontology annotation, biological process: proton transmembrane transport. The transcript has a single exon. Gene Ontology annotation, molecular function: proton-transporting ATPase activity, rotational mechanism. The record is from RefSeq and is a predicted model, not a curated record. NCBI's taxonomy places the organism in Eukaryota, Metazoa, Arthropoda, Insecta, Diptera, Drosophilidae. The coding region runs from base 48 to 686 and encodes 212 amino acids. Gene Ontology annotation, cellular component: proton-transporting V-type ATPase, V0 domain.
AAAAUCGAUUUUUAGAUUCUGUAAACUGGAAGCUUUUCGCUUAAAAGAUGAUCUCUAAGAUGAGUUUUGGAUUAUUCUUUGUGCUGUUUGUACUGGGUGCCGCCUCCUUGGGCGCGAUUGGCAUAAUCCUCUCCAACGUGAUGGUCAAUAUGGGUGAGCGCAUGGGGCUCGGCUGGUUCCUGUACACCUCGAACCCCUUCCUGUGGUCCGGCAUGGGUAUCUUCCUCGCCUGCGCCCUGUCCGUUCUGGGCGCCGCCAGUGGGAUCUACAUGAUUGGAAGCAGUGUGGCUGGCGGCGGAGUGCGAUCGCCUCGCAUCAAGACCAAGAACCUGAUCUCAGUCAUCUUCUGCGAGGCGGUAGCCAUCUAUGGCCUGAUCACGGCCAUCCUGCUUUCCGGCAACGUCAACAAGUUCAGCAGCAUGCGUCUGAUCACCGACAGCACGGUCAUGGCGACCAAUAUGUUCACCGGAUUCGCUACUUUUGGGGCAGGUCUCUGCGUUGGAAUGGUGAACGUGGCCUGCGGCAUUGCUGUGGGCAUCGUGGGAUCCGGCGCUGCCCUGGCGGAUGCGGCCAACUCGGCGCUCUUCGUCAAGAUCCUCAUUGUGGAGAUUUUUGGCUCGGCUAUCGGACUGUUUGGCCUGAUUGUGGCCAUCUACAUGACCUCCAAGGCGGAAACCAUCAAUUAGACCAUUAUAUGAACACAACUUAAUUGAAAAGCUAACAUUUAUUUGGUAAUUAAAGCUAUUCCUCCCCAUCA